CCUCCCAUCUCAGAAUUAAAGAAGACCGGGUGAAUCACGUCAUCGGGAACUUCAACUUCUUCCAUAAGCAGCACAAUGACGUCAUCAGUUCUCAGUCCGACGUCUUCGUUCUUGUUGGUUCUUGUCCUUAAUGUGAUGUUGGCUUCCAUUCCUCUGAGUGCUGUCACAGCUGAUGAGUUCUUCAAACAGCCCGCAGAAAGUAAAACAACCGUCAAGAGAUCCACGUCGGGCGAAUCUAAGCCCCCGCGAUUGCUGGAGCUUAUAGAGAUGAGAGAUGCAGUAUCCAGCAUGCUGCCUGUCGAUGAUACACCGUCUCUCACAAGGAAUUUUGAUGGAACCAGCGACGUCGGCGAUGGUCUUCAGGCGGGGGGUAGCCAAGUUCCCCGACUUUUCAAGCGCGUCUUCUGUAACGGUUUCACGGGCUGUGGUGGGCGAUUUCGUGGCCGUCGACGACAGUUGAACGAAGCCCUUGGCAAAAGGCGUCUCUCUCAGCAAAGAGUCGGGAAACGACCCUUCUGUAAUACUCUGGGUUGUUAUAAUGGUGGGCGUAAACGCCACGAAGAAGAGGAGGUGGAAUCUGGAAAAGUGGAAGAACAGCUAAAGGAACUCGUAUCAACGUCAUCAAGACUGCCCGUUUUGUCUCCCCGUGGGGGCUGGAACCUGGACGAGAAAGUGAAGAGACUCUUUUGCAACGGCUAUGGUGGGUGCCAGAACGGCGGGAAGAGGUGGGGAAAAAGCGGGAUGGGCACAAAACAGACUGGUGCGUCGAGUCGGAACCUGGCACUCCCCUUAUCGGACGAGUCAUUAAAGAAAUUGUCCACAAUGAAGCGCUUUUUCGCCGGUGGUUACGACAAUGAUAUGGAAGGUCUGAUCGACAGCUUAAAAAGAUGAAAUCCCUCAAUUGACCCAGGUGCUGCACCAGAGGGAGCUGGGGAUCUGGGCAUCAUUAGAAAGUGGCAAAAAGUAGCUUUUUAUGUGCAUCAGACCUGGGAAGAUAGGAUGCAAAAUGUGGUUAAGUAAUAACUAAAUGACCAGUACUGUGUAAUAAAGAGAUUUCUUUGUUGAAACUUU
Aplysia californica (California sea hare) is the source of this 1071-nucleotide messenger RNA. RefSeq lists its product as uncharacterized. NCBI's taxonomy places the organism in Eukaryota, Metazoa, Mollusca, Gastropoda, Aplysiida, Aplysiidae. The record is from RefSeq and is a predicted model, not a curated record.